This is a messenger RNA of Lactuca sativa (garden lettuce), 2249 nucleotides long. RefSeq names its product ABC transporter G family member 9. NCBI's taxonomy places the organism in Eukaryota, Viridiplantae, Streptophyta, Magnoliopsida, Asterales, Asteraceae. Gene Ontology annotation, cellular component: plasma membrane. The record is from RefSeq and is a predicted model, not a curated record. Gene Ontology annotation, molecular function: ATP hydrolysis activity; ABC-type transporter activity; ATP binding. Gene Ontology annotation, biological process: transmembrane transport.
AUGGCAACCCAAAUGGUAGAUAUAGAGGCUCAAUCAUCAGCUCAAACCUCAUCCCCUCCAUCAAUCUUCAACAAAGUCGAUCAUCCGGUUACACUAAAGUUUCAAGAAGUGGUUUACACCAUCAAAAACAAGAAACAAGGAUGGAUAAAAAGAAAGAAAAACCACGAGCCUACAGAGAAACAGAUACUCAAAGGAAUAACCGGCAUGGUGUUGCCCGGAGAAAUGUUAGCCAUGUUAGGGCCAUCCGGAUGUGGAAAAACUACCCUUUUAACCGCAUUAGGUGGCCGCCUAGGUGGCAAGCUAGACGGGACCAUCACCUACAAUGGCAAACCGUUUUCAAGUAUCAUGAAGCGGUACACCGGUUUUGUCACUCAAGAUGACAUUCUAUAUCCUCAUUUAACAGUCACCGAAACCCUUGUUUUCACCGCCUUACUCCGCUUGCCUAAAAAGCUCACAACUCAAGAAAAGAUCACGCAUGCGGAAGCGGUGAUCGACCAACUUAGGUUAACAAGAUGCAAGAAUAUUAUCAUCGGUGGGCCGAAUUUAAGAGGGGUGUCGGGUGGAGAGAGAAAAAGAGUUAGUAUCGGGCAAGAAAUGCUUAUAAACCCUAGUUUGUUGUUCUUGGAUGAGCCGACAUCUGGGCUUGAUUCAACAACUGCUCAAAGGAUUGCUUUGACUUUAUGGGAAUUAGCAAGAGGUGGAAGAACAAUUGUUAUGACGAUUCAUCAACCUUCAAGUAGGCUUUUUUACAUGUUUCAUAAGGUGGUGUUGUUAUCGGAAGGGAAUUCGUUGUUUUUUGGUAAAGGAUCGGAAGUUAUGGAUUAUUUUAACACUAUUGGAUUUUCGCCAUCGGUCACCAUGAAUCCUUCCGACUUUUUGCUAGAUCUUGCAAAUGGGAUAUCGCCGGAUAAUUCAAGUUAUGGGGAUCAAAAUGCGGUGAAGCAGAAGUUGGUUUUGGCUUAUAAGUCGAAUCUUGAUGAGAAAUUAAAAGCUGAAGUAGUAGAAUUCAAUGAUGAUGAGAACGAUGUUUUAGACAACAAGAAGCAUGAACGAUGGAGCACGACUUGGUUGCAACAAGUCAUGGUUUUACUCAAAAGAGGUGUUAAAGAAAGGAAACAUGAAUUCUUUUCCACUCUCAAGAUCGGUCAGGUUAUAGCUGUGUCAUUCCUUUGUGGUUUGCUAUGGUGGCAAUCUGAUAAGGCUCACUUACAAGAUCAGUCAGGAUUGCUCUUCUUUUACACUGGAUUCUGGGGGUUCUUUCCUUUAUUUCAAGCAAUUUUCACAUUCCCUCAAGAAAGGCAAAUGCUAGGAAAAGAACGAUCUUCAGGAAUGUAUAGACUUUCAUCUUAUUUUAUAUCAAGAACAAUAGGAGAUCUUCCUAUGGAGUUAGUUCUACCAACAUUGUUUUGCAUCAUAACCUACUGGAUGGCUGGGCUCAAAUCAGAUUUUGGAAGUUUUUUGUAUGCGCUAUUCACACUUCUUUUUAGCGUGUUGGCAUCACAAGGGCUAGGGUUAGCCGUAGGAGCACUAGUUAUGAACCAAAAAUCAGCCACCAUUAUGGGAUCUGUGAUCAUGUUAUCAUUCACACUAGCAGGUGGAUACUAUGUUCAACAUGUGCCUGAUUUCAUAUCUUGGAUCAAAUACAUAUCCAUCAGUCAACAUACUUACAAGUUGUUGAUAGCUUCACAAUAUGAGCAUGGGCAGACUUACAAAUGUGGUAACUUGACGUGUUUGGUUGAGGAUUUUCCGGCUAUUAAGAGCGUUGGGCUUGAUGGGCAAGUGCUAUCGGUUGUGGCUUUGGCACUGAUGCUGGUGUUAUAUCGGGUUGUUGCGUAUUUGGCUCUCAUGAGGAUUGGUGUGCCUAAAUAACAAACUGAGAAUUUAUAUGAAUGAAUCAAAAAAGAACCGAGUGAAAGAGAAUGAAGAGGUGAUUAAUCGUAAUCUAAAAGUACUAUAAUAAAUUCAACCUUACAGUUCUCAAUUUGAUACGAACAGGAAGAAAGGGGAAAAUUUGAUAGUGUUCAAGACUUCGAGUGCAAAUUGCUAUGCUCAUAUCCAACAUAAUUCAUAGCCAAAACAUACACUUACAGAUAUUCAAAGCUGCCGUGAUGUUCACGCAGGUGGCGGAGCCAAUCCGAAGCCGAUUGCCUCACGAUGAUGUCGAUCACAUCACUAAGCUUUCGCAGCCCUAAAACCUUCACCUCUCGACUUUGAUCGAUUGCGCUUUCCUCGAUCGACUAGAGAAGCAA